ACAACAACAACGAAAACAACAACAACGAAAACAACAACAACAACAAAUGAUUAAUCGAAAUCCACAACAAUCGAAUAAAAAUCGAAUCAUAAAUUUUAUGACAUCGAAUGCAAUGCAACAUCGUCCCGGUCCUAAUAUGAUUGUGUUGAUGGAAAUUCUUGAAAAAUAUGAUUAUGUUCUUGAACUAUCGAAUGGACAACGAAAAUUUAGUAAACAACAAUGUUCAAAAAAUGAUGAUUUACCUGGACCAAAUACAGAAAUAUUUGUUGGUAAAAUACCGAAAAAUAUGUUUGAAGAUGAAUUAGUAUUAUUGUUUGAACAGAUUGCACCAAUCUUUAGUUUACGUUUAAUGAUGGAUCCAUUAACUGGUCAAUCACGUGGUUAUGCAUUUAUAACAUAUUUUCAGCCAGAAUAUGCACAAGCUGCUGUUGAAACAUUUGAUAAAUAUGAAUUACAAACAUAUGGACAACAAUUAAAAGUAAAAAUGUCUAUACCAAAUGUACGGCUAUUUAUUGGAAAUAUUUCCAAAGAAAUGACUAAAGAUGAUAUUAGAUAUGAAUUUCAAAAAAUUACAGCCGGUCUAGUUGAUGUAAUUGUUUAUCAUUUACCAAAUGAUCGUAAACGUAAUCGUGGUUUUUGUUUUUUGGAAUUUGAAUCACAUAAACAUGCAUCACAAGCAAAAAGAAAAUUACAAUUAAAUCGUCCAAUAAUAUGGGAUUCAGAAAUAUGGAUUGAUUGGGCUGAACCAUUAGAACAACCGGAUGAAGAAAUAAUGUCCAAAGUAAAAGUUCUUUAUGUUCGUAAUUUAACAUUAGAUAUGACUAAUUAUACAAUUUGGGAAAUGUUUGAAAAAUUUGGUCAAAUUGAACGUGUAAAAAAAAUCAAAGAUUAUGCAUUCGUACAUUUUAAACAUAGACAUUGUGCUAUUGAAGCAAUGAAACAAAUGAAUGGCUAUAUAAUAAUGCCCGAACGAUUACAAUUGGAAAUAUCAUUGGCAAAACCACCUACAUAUAAAAGACGUAAAGAAGAAAUUCUUCGUAAUCGUGAAAAACGUUUGAUGAUGAAUAUGAUGAUGAGAAAUUGUAAUAAUAAUUAUCAAUCAAAUAUCGAUAAUCAUCAUUUUCAUCAUCCUGGAACAUCAUUACAAGCCAUAACAUUCAUACAGCCAACAACACCGUCUAUACCGAUUGGAACGAAUCCAAUUUUAUUAAACUCUUGUUCUACAUUGCCUUCUAUUGUUAUCGAAAAUGGUCUUUCAUUAUCAUCGUCAUCAACAUCAUCAUCAUCGUCAACUUCGAUAUUAACAUCAACAUCGAAUCCAAUACUUCCAUUAACAACACCGGCAACAUCGACAACAUCAGCUCAUCAAUUAACAAAUUGUAAUGGUUUUCUCGUUGGUUAUUCACCAUCAUCAUCAACAACAACAUCACAUCAUAAUCAUAAUCAUCAUUAUCCAUUAUAUUAUCAAUCAUCAUCAUUACCACGAUCAACUGUUGCUCGUGUAACAUUAUCAUCACCAAUUAUUGAUGAAAAUAUGAACAUAUCGACAACAACAACUGAUCGAUCAUUAAUUUCAAAUGGUAAUCAUCAAUAUGAAACAGAAAUAUUGGAUAUUUAUAAUAAUCAACAAUCA
This is a messenger RNA of Dermatophagoides pteronyssinus (European house dust mite), 1633 nucleotides long. RefSeq lists its product as uncharacterized. Lineage: Eukaryota; Metazoa; Arthropoda; Arachnida; Sarcoptiformes; Pyroglyphidae. Gene Ontology annotation, molecular function: RNA binding. The record is from RefSeq and is a predicted model, not a curated record.